UUCUCCCUCUUCGAGCAAUAGAAACUCAGCAAUAGCUUCUGGUGAUCUCGUUUUCUUAUAGUGCUCUUCCCCCUUUUCUCUCCUCUCUCUCUCUUCCAUUGCUUCCCCACAAGUAACGCCACGCGAGGUCAAUUGCGUAAUCGCCAUGACUGUGAUGACUCCUGCUCCUAUUGACCAGCAGGAGGAUGAGGAGAUGCUUGUCCCACACACUGAUUUAGCGGAGAAUAAUCACCAACCCAUGGAAGUUGUGGCACAACCUGAUGCUGCCAACACUGUGGAGAGCCAGCCUGUCGAGGAUCCUUCAUCGACAAGAUUCACGUGGAAAAUUGACAACUUUUCUAGAAUGAAUUCGAAGAAGCUGUAUUCAGAAAUAUUUGUUGUUGGCGGAUAUAAAUGGCGUGUACUUAUUUUCCCAAAAGGGAACAAUGUGGACUAUUUAUCCAUGUAUUUGGAUGUUGCUGAUUCUUCUAGUUUGCCCUAUGGCUGGAGUAGAUACGCACAGUUUAGCUUGGCUGUUAUUAAUCAAAUCCAUAAUAAAUAUUCUGUGAGAAAAGACACACAGCACCAAUUCAAUGCGCGGGAAAGUGAUUGGGGUUUCACGUCCUUUAUGCCGCUCGGUGAAUUGUAUGAUCCUACCAGAGGGUAUCUCGUGAAUGACACUCUUGUAGUUGAAGCUGAGGUUCUUGUUCGUAGAAUUGUUGAUUACUGGACAUAUGAUUCAAAAAAGGAGACUGGCUAUGUUGGACUUAAGAACCAGGGUGCUACAUGUUAUAUGAAUUCUCUACUCCAAACUUUAUAUCACAUUCCUUAUUUUCGAAAGGCUGUGUACCACAUGCCAACAACAGAGAAUGACAUGCCCUCUGCAAGCAUCCCUUUGGCAUUGCAGAGUUUAUUCUACAAGCUCCAGUAUAGUGACACCAGUGUUGCAACAAAGGAGCUCACUAAAUCUUUUGGAUGGGAUACGUAUGAUUCUUUCAUGCAGCAUGAUGUUCAAGAACUGAACAGAGUCCUUUCUGAAAAACUUGAAGACAAAAUGAAGGGAACUGUUGUUGAGGGAACUAUACAGAAGUUAUUUGAAGGACAUCAUAUGAACUAUAUUGAAUGCAUCAACGUGGACUAUAAAUCAACUAGAAAGGAGUCGUUUUAUGAUCUUCAGCUUGAUGUGAAAGGCUGUCCUGAUGUAUAUGCUUCCUUUGACAAAUAUGUUGAAGUUGAACGUCUUGAAGGGGACAACAAAUACCAUGCUGAACAAUAUGGUUUGCAGGAUGCUAAGAAGGGUGUCCUAUUCAUUGAUUUCCCUCCUGUUCUUCAGCUUCAGCUUAAAAGAUUUGAAUAUGACUUUAUGCGGGAUACCAUGGUCAAGAUUAAUGACCGUUAUGAGUUUCCCAUGCAACUCGACCUUGAUCGUGAGAAUGGAAAAUAUUUAUCACCCGAAGCUGAUAGGAAUGUCCGCAAUCUUUACACACUUCACAGUGUUUUGGUUCAUAGUGGUGGUGUACACGGUGGACAUUAUUACGCUUUUAUCAGGCCAACUCUCUCUGAGCAGUGGUAUAAAUUUGAUGACGAGAGGGUAACUAAAGAAGACACUAAACGGGCAUUAGAGGAGCAAUAUGGUGGCGAGGAAGAGUUACCACAGACGAAUCCUGGGUUUAACAACACUCCUUUUAAAUUCACCAAAUAUUCAAAUGCUUAUAUGCUGGUGUAUAUACGGGAAGCUGACAAAGACAAAGUAAUAUGCAAUGUGGAUGAGAAAGACAUCGCCGAACAUUUAAGGGAGAGGUUGAAGAAAGAACAAGAAGAAAAGGAGCACAAAAAGAAAGAAAAGGCGGAGGCUCACCUUUACACUAUUAUAAAGGUGGCACGAGAUGAAGACCUUGCAGAGCAGAUUGGAAAGGAUAUAUAUUUUGAUCUUGUAGACCAUGACAAAGUGAGGAGUUUCCGUGUUCAAAAACAAACAUCUUUUAACCUUUUUAAGGACGAGGUUGCUAAAGAGUUUAACAUACCAGUUCAAUUCCAGCGUUUUUGGCUGUGGGCAAAGCGGCAAAACCAUACAUAUCGUCCAAAUCGACCAUUGACACCCAUGGAAGAAGCACAAUCUGUCGGACAAUUGAGAGAGGUAUCAAACAAGGUUCACAAUGCAGAGUUGAAAUUGUUUUUGGAAGUGGAGCUUGGGCUGGAUUUACGUCCUAUUGCACCACCUGACAAGACAAAGGAUGAUAUAUUACUUUUCUUCAAGUUAUAUGAUCCUGAGAAAGAGGAGCUACGUUAUGUUGGAAGGCUCUUUGUGAAGAAUACUGGUAAGCCAUUGGAAAUCUUGACGAAAUUAAACAAAAUGGCUGGUUAUGACCCUGAUGAAGAGAUUGGACUAUAUGAGGAAAUUAAGUUUGAGCCAAAUGUUAUGUGUGAACCUAUUGAUAAGAAAUUAACAUUUCGAGCUAGCCAGUUAGAAGAUGGAGAUAUUAUAUGCUUUCAGAAAGCUCCUGCUAUAUACAAUGAGGAACAUGUCCGCUAUCCAGAUGUGCCAUCAUAUCUAGAAUAUGUGCACAACCGGCAGGUUGUUCACUUUCGGUCUCUUGAUAAACCCAAGGAAGAUGACUUCUGCCUCGAGAUGUCAAGGCUCUAUAAAUAUGAUGAUGUAGUGGAGAGAGUGGCUCAGCAACUUGGUUUGGAUGAUCCAUCCAUAAUCAGGCUUACGCCUCACAAUUGUUACUCUCAGCAACCAAAACCCCAGCCUGUUAAGUAUCGUGGUGUGGAGCAUUUGUCUGAAAUGCUGGUUCACUAUAAUCAGACUUCGGACAUAUUGUACUAUGAAGUACUUGACAUCCCUCUGCCAGAAUUACAAGGUUUGAAAACCCUGAAAGUUGCAUUUCACCAUGCUACCAAGGAUGAAGUGGUUAUUCAUACCAUCAGGCUUCCAAAGCAGAGCACUGUGGGGGAUGUCCUUGAUGAUCUGAAAACAAAGGUGGAAUUGUCGUCCCCUGAAGCUGAGCUUAGGUUGCUUGAAGUUUUCUAUCACAAGAUAUACAAGGUUUUCCCUCCCAAUGAGAAGAUUGAAAACAUUAAUGAUCAAUACUGGACUUUACGUGCAGAAGAGAUUCCAGAAGAGGAGAAAAAUCUGGGUCCACAUGAUCGCCUAAUCCAUGUGUAUCAUUUCACGAAAGAUACGGCUCAGAACCAAAUGCAAAUUCAGAACUUUGGGGAACCCUUUUUCUUGGUCAUACGUGAAGGGGAGACUUUGACUGAAAUUAAAGUUCGAAUACAAAAGAAACUUCAAGUUCCUGAUGAUGAGUUUGCAAAGUGGAAAUUUGCCUUUUUUUCUUUAGGGCGUCCUGAGUACCUUCAGGAUUCUGACAUUGUAUCCAGUCGUUUUCAGAGGAGAGAUGUUUAUGGUGCUUGGGAGCAGUAUCUUGGCUUGGAGCAUACUGAUAAUGCUCCUAAAAGAUCAUAUGCUGUCAACCAGAAUCGCCAUACUUUUGAGAAGCCAGUAAAGAUUUAUAAUUAGAAAACUUGCGUGGGAUGAAUUUGGCAUUCUUCUACAUCUAUGGGCUUGUAAAAACAGGGAAACAGCAAAAGGCUACUCUGUAUAGGCCAACUAGUGAGAUCAGCAAUCCAGGUGGUUUCUGCAGAUUUUAUAUUAAAAUUGUGGUAUGUAAUUCUUUCUGUCAAAAGGAGUGACAUUUCUCUCAACACUAUCUGCUGACCAAAGCCCGUUGAGCUUUACUACUUCCAACUGUGGAAGUUCUUCAAGUUGAGGUCAUUGAUCAUCAUCACUGCACUGUAUCAGUACAUAAGAUUUUUGGAUUAGUGAGUGUAUACAGGGUAUAGUUGGUUGACUUUUUUUUGUUUAUCUUUAUUAUUGCUUCCAGAUUUUGUUCAGUCAGUAGUUGUCAAAUUAAGUGAGGGCUGUGGAAUGGUGUAGCAGAGUUAAUGUAAUGUUGUAAAAGAGACUUGUCAGCCUCAGUAUAACCCGAUAGCAUAAAUAUAGUUUCCUGCCGCACCAUUUGGUCCA
This is a messenger RNA of Vigna radiata var. radiata (mung bean), 4009 nucleotides long. RefSeq names its product ubiquitin carboxyl-terminal hydrolase 12. Gene Ontology annotation, cellular component: nucleus; cytosol. Gene Ontology annotation, biological process: protein deubiquitination; regulation of protein stability. The record is from RefSeq and is a predicted model, not a curated record. Lineage: Eukaryota; Viridiplantae; Streptophyta; Magnoliopsida; Fabales; Fabaceae. Gene Ontology annotation, molecular function: cysteine-type deubiquitinase activity; cysteine-type endopeptidase activity; protein binding. The transcript is spliced from 32 exons. Bases 146 to 3502 code for a protein of 1118 amino acids.